Messenger RNA from Penicillium antarcticum, 1626 nucleotides. RefSeq names its product Zn(II)2Cys6 transcription factor domain-containing protein. Gene Ontology annotation, biological process: positive regulation of transcription by RNA polymerase II. Gene Ontology annotation, molecular function: transcription cis-regulatory region binding; DNA-binding transcription factor activity, RNA polymerase II-specific; zinc ion binding. Gene Ontology annotation, cellular component: nucleus. The coding region runs from base 1 to 1626 and encodes 541 amino acids. The transcript is spliced from 9 exons. NCBI's taxonomy places the organism in Eukaryota, Fungi, Ascomycota, Eurotiomycetes, Eurotiales, Aspergillaceae. The record is from RefSeq and is a predicted model, not a curated record.
AUGAGGAGGGGAUGCUACACGUGUCGUCUACGCCAUCUAAAAUGUGAUAAAUCAGGAACCAAUUGCCUGCGCUGUCAAAAGUCUGGCCUCGAAUGCUUAGAAGCACCGGAGAAACCGAAACAAGAUUGUUUCAAGCAUGGCCAGAAUCCUUCCUUACGCGGCAAGGGCCCCCCCGUAUAUGGGGAGAGCGCACUGUCAUUUGCGGCCGAUCAGAUUUGGAUGGAUCCAUCUUCAGAAUACUCAUUCCAAGAUGAGACCGAUGAGAUAGCGUCAGAGUAUUGUGUGAUAUCCGUACCGAAUGAACCAUUGCGAAGCAGACCCCCGUCAGAAUGUCGGUAUACCCCGUCAUCUUCCACAGAGCCUCCUGCGCCUGUGACGAUUGUCACUGUUCCUUUACAUGACACGAAAUAUCAAGCAAGUUCGCACUCGACCUCGGCGAUCUCGCCACGAUCUCCAAGUGCUCAACACGUCGUACAACAAAGGCUGAAAAGUAUGAAUGAAGCCUAUCUGCUACGACAUUUCCAAAUGCACCUUGCACCAUGGCUUGAUGCCGGUGAUCCUAAACGCCACUUUGUUGCGGAAAUAGCCGAUCGAGCUAGCCAGUCUCCACUGCUACUGUCCGCCUGCCUUGCCGUAUCGGCAAUGCACCUAUCCCAAACAACAAGGGCAGUCUCUACGGAGGUUGCAGACAGCUAUCAUGAGCGCUGUAUUCUCAUUAUGCUUCCUUCACUCGACAAAUCAGCGUUAAAGAUAAGCAUCGACAUCCUUCUCAGCACAACCGUGAUCCUCCGUUUCUUUGAACAAAUAUCCUCUUAUAUACCCUCUAUUGAUCCACAACGCCACCUUCUUGCCGGAUCCGUUUAUAUCAGCUCACAUGUAGACUGCGCUAUCUCCGGCGGCCUCGCCUCCGCCUCAUUCUGGGUCUUCGUCAUCCAAGACAUUCAAUUCGCGCUCACCUAUCGAAAGUCCCUUCGGCUUGCAUUUGCACCAUUCGACGAGCGCCUACGGUGUUGGUGGGCAUCCAAACAAGUCCUGAGCGUCAGCGACUGGGUGAAUCGUGCUAUUUGGCUACUUGCCGAAACCAUAGACUUUUGUUAUAAUGUUUCCGGACGAAACUAUGGGGGUUAUCUGGGGCGUUCAGGGAGGAUCGCUUUGAAGAAGAGAAUCCUGGAAUGGGAGAAUGGACGUCCUGAUGCAUUCAUGCCUCUGCACGUUUCACCUCCGGACCGCGAAAGGGGCAAUCCCUUCCCUGUGGUUUUGCAUAUGAAUUUGUGGCACUCAACCGCCGUACAGCACAUUUGUCUUGCCAAAGCGCUUGUCUUGAUUGACGAAUCAGAAGAGACUCCAGAAAACCAGGCUAUGAUUCGAUUCGGUUUCCUAAUUAUCCAGGAACAAAUAUCACAAACCCUAAAUUACCUCUUCGGGGUCGCACUAUCCGCGGACGAUGAGCCCUCUUUGCGGAUUAUGGCUUGCCAUACCUUAAGUGCUUGUAGUGCCUGGAUAAAUGAUCCUCUCGCCCAAACCGUAUUGUUUGAUCUUCUGCGCCGGACGGACAGAGAUAAUGGGUGGCCUUGGGCAUACGUGGAGGAUCGGAUUCUUCGAACCUGGCAAGAAAGCGCGAUAUGA